This is a messenger RNA of Cottoperca gobio, 2463 nucleotides long. RefSeq names its product sialic acid-binding Ig-like lectin 10. Gene Ontology annotation, biological process: cell adhesion. The transcript has 10 exons. The record is from RefSeq and is a predicted model, not a curated record. NCBI's taxonomy places the organism in Eukaryota, Metazoa, Chordata, Actinopteri, Perciformes, Bovichtidae. Bases 148 to 2085 code for a protein of 645 amino acids. Gene Ontology annotation, molecular function: sialic acid binding. Gene Ontology annotation, cellular component: plasma membrane.
AGAAGAAGAAGAAGAAGAAGAAGAAGACUCAGUUCAGAGCAGAAACGCUCAGCAGAGAUCACUGUGGGGAGAACAGAGCAGGAAAGCGACACAGAAAGAGUGUAAAGUUUGUCCUGUGGAGGGAGAGACUGACUGCAUCACAUCAGGAUGUUUGUUCUCAUCUGGGCGAUUCUGCUUUUCACUGUGACAGGCAGCAGUACAGAAAUGGAUGCAUCAGUGGGGUUAACAACACGCUGUGUUAAAGGAUUCUGUAUCACUCUUAGUGAAGCAGAAAUAACAGCAGAGGCUGGACUCUGUGUUGUAAUACCAUGUUCUUUCAGUACAACUUCAGGCUUUACACCCCAACACUUAGUUUGGUACAAAUGUGAACCAUUGAAAUCAAGAUGUGGCGAUUCUGACAUUGUAUUCCACACCAACAAGAAGAACAACAUUCAGUCCAGGUUUAUGGGACGGAUUUCACUGUUGGAGCCUGAAGUGAGUCAGAAGAACUGCAGCAUCAUCAUCAACGACCUCACUGUGUCAGACUCUGGAUCAUAUCAGCUCAGAGUUAAUGGUGUUAGGAAUGAUGGGAACACAGAUGGAUAUGCAUUCACUACAAAAUCAGCUGUCUCUGUUAAAGGUCUGAUCCAGAAGCCCACAGUGGUGAUUCCUCCUCUGGCAGAGGGACAGCAGACCACACUGAGCUGCACUGCUCCUGGUCUCUGUUCUGGAUCUGAUCCCAAAAUCACCUGGACGUGGAGAGGAGCAGGAGAGAAGGACUCUCACAUCACAGGAAACCUCACUGCUUUCAAGACUGAACACCUGACUGCUGUCACACAGAGACUCAGCUCAACUCUGACCUUUAACUCUUCAGCUGAACACCACGGCACCAACGUUACCUGUAAGGUCAGCUUCACAAACAACAUCACUGCAGAGGAGACAUUGACUCUGAAUGUGACCUAUGUGAAGGAACUUAAAAUGAAUGGGAUUAAGAGUGUGAAGGAGGGUGACACUCUGAAUUUGACCUGCAGUGUUGAAAGCUUUCCUCCAUCUCUCAUCGUGUGGACUAAAUCUUCUGACAAAAACAUGCAAAAUGGAACAGAAACAAAUCUGCAGAAUGGCACAGAGACCUUCCUGAAGGAAGAAAGUGGAUUGGCCAUUUUGUCCAUUUCUAACGUGACAAAAGAAGAUUCUGGACUGUACAUCUGCACAGCAAAAUAUCUGAACAACACACUGAUGGGAAAAGUUGUAGAUGUAAAGGUCGUGUAUAUGAGGAACAUUGUAAUCACAGGGAAUACAGCUGUUGAGGUGGGAGACGCUCUGAAUUUAACCUGCAGUGUUGAAAGCUUUCCUCCAUCUCAUAUCACAUGGACCAACACACACCUGUACAACGGACCCGCUACUAACCUGCAGAGCAACACUGGAUCAGCCACACUUGUCAUCCCGAAUGUGAAGACAGAAUAUUCUGCACGGUACAUCUGUACAGCACAACACCUGAACACGACUGUGACGACAUACGCUGAAGUAACAGUGAUUUUGUUUUCAAAGAUCUUAAAAAACUCUGGCUGUGUGGUUCAGUCGGAGGUCCUGAAUUGUGUGUGUAUCACUGAAGGCUUUCCUUUACCCACCAUCACAUGGCCGCUGUUGAAGAAACACACAGAGUACUCUGUCAUUACAUCUGUGUCAAACCACACAGUCAACAGCACCGUCAUCCUACCUGCAAAAGACCUCAGCAACACUUCCGUUGAGUGUGUCAGCAGCAAUGGACAUGGGGAAGCAAAACAAACCUUCACCAUCCUAAGAUCCAACACGUCGGAACAAGCGGGUAAAUCCAAUGAAAUAUUAAACAUUGUUUCACGGCUGGAAGUCAUCAUUGCCUUUUUGAUUGGGAUACUUCUUUCAGCAGUCCUUUGCUGUGUGGCCACACAAUGCCUCAGAAAAAAUAAGAAGAACUCUGUAAAACUGGAUGAGACUCUGGAGAUGGUGACCAGCGAAGAGGAUCCACUGGUGUUGUGUCUCACAGCCAAGCAGCUGAUAGGAGCCACUGAGGAUGAAGCAGCUGUUGCCGGAAAGCUCAAGCAAGCACAACUUCUGUGCUCUGACUGAACGUACCGGGAGAGAGAGGUGUCGGGACCCUUUGUGUAGCUUUGCAGUGCAAUACAGACUGGUCUGAUUAACAUUAAUUUUACUAUGAUAAAAGCAAAUACUACAAUCAUGAGAAGUCAUCUGUUCGAGGCAAAGACACAAAAACUACUUCUGCAAAAUUGCAUUGUUCAUAUUUGCCUGUUUAGGCACAAUGUUCGCAGCCUCCGCUGUCACUGCAGGGACAAUAAUCUUUCAUCUGCAUCGUGUGUUGACAUGAACAGUGUUUCUGUUCAUCUUUAUUCUCUAUGCCUUUAUAAAAAAAAAAAUGUAAUUAAUGAAUGGCAUUUUAAUGCUAUUAAAUAUGCCUUAUCAUUAAAAAUAAAAAGACUGGUAAAAAUA